This is a messenger RNA of Trichoderma aggressivum f. europaeum, 5340 nucleotides long. RefSeq lists its product as uncharacterized. Gene Ontology annotation, cellular component: microtubule associated complex. The coding region runs from base 1 to 5340 and encodes 1779 amino acids. NCBI's taxonomy places the organism in Eukaryota, Fungi, Ascomycota, Sordariomycetes, Hypocreales, Hypocreaceae. Gene Ontology annotation, biological process: microtubule-based movement; mitotic spindle organization; spindle elongation. The record is from RefSeq and is a predicted model, not a curated record. Gene Ontology annotation, molecular function: ATP binding; microtubule motor activity; microtubule binding. The transcript is spliced from 4 exons.
AUGGCCACUUCUCCGCCGGACUCGCCAUCGCCAGCGCAUAAGCUUCAGCGUCCCCUGAGCGCGAUUGCUACUCGUCCUCAACCAAGGAGCACCAGUCGGUUGAGUAUGAACAGCAAGCAAGGCGGCGAGAGCAGAGCCUCUGAUGAGGACAAUCGGACGGCUGUCCGUGUCGCCGUCCGAGUGCGACCGGCGUUGAAUCCGGACGAUCCAGGAUAUGACUUGAUUCCGCAGCGCUUCCAGCGCCCCAUGGUGCACGUCACGUCCAACACGAGCCUUUCCAUCGAUUCUCCUCAGGGACGCAAGCUUUUCGUCUUCGACCGCGUCUUCGGCCCGGAUGUUAUGCAGGAUGGCAUCUGGGAGUACCUGACUGACAGCAUCAGCGCCUUUACCCAGGGAUACAAUGUCUCCCUCCUUGCCUACGGCCAGUCCGGUGCUGGCAAAUCAUAUACCAUGGGCACAGCAAGUGCAAUGGAGAAUCCAGACGAUAUGGGUGUUAUCCCUCGAGCAGCCGCUGCCCUGUUCGAAAAGCUGGAUGUACAGAAAGGAGUUGUGAACAAUGGCACCAUGAAGAGCGCUAGUAGCUUCAGAUCUCCUCGAGGAUACGGCCAGCAAAACAACCUGGGCGACCGAAACUGGGCAUUGACGGCCACCUAUGUCGAAAUCUACAACGAAACCCUCCGAGAUCUUCUGGUUGCCGAUACCACCCCGCUGAAUGAUCGAACCUCAGUUGCCAUCCGAGAAGAUGUCAAGGGCAAUAUCAUUCUCACAGGCCUGCACCAGGUCGACAUUACCUGCGUCGACGACCUUCUCAACGCCCUCGCAUUUGGCUCCUCCAUUCGCCAGACCGAUGCUACCGCCAUCAACGCCAAAUCUUCCCGCUCCCACGCCGUCUUCUCCCUCAACUUGGUCCAGCGCAAGAACAAGUUUUCAAACUCCGACAAGCGCCACUCCAUGCCCCUGGAAGCCAUGAGUGGCCAGGACAUAUCCGUCACCACCGAUAGCAAGCUGCACUUUGUCGAUUUGGCCGGUAGUGAAAGACUGAAGAACACGGGUGCUCAGGGCGAGCGUGCAAAGGAGGGAAUCUCCAUCAACGCCGGAUUGGCUGCUCUGGGAAAAGUUAUCAGCCAGCUUUCGUCGCGAAACUCGGGUGCCCACGUCUCCUAUCGCGAUUCCAAACUCACGCGACUCCUGCAGGACUCGCUCGGCGGCAACGCCAUUACCUACAUGAUCGCUUGCGUUACGCCGCCGGAAUUCCAUCUCAGCGAGACGCUCAACACUGUUCAAUAUGCGCAGCGCGCCCGUGCUAUCCAGUCCAAGCCUCGAAUCCAGCAGGUCGAAGAAGGGGAUAAGACUGCCAUCAUUGAGCGGCUCAAGGCCGAGGUGGCCUUUUUGCGCGAGCAGAUCCGCAGUGCCAACGGCCAAGGCGACCUCCCUCCCCGCAGCGCCAACAGGUCUAGCGAAAGAUCAGAGAGACAAAACGAACGGGAAGCAGAGCUUCAGAACCAGCUGCUUGAUCUCCAGGAAAACUAUGGCACCCUGAACAACCGCCAUGCUCGCUUGAUUGCGGAAAUGGCAAAGGCCCGAGAAAGCGAGUUCCAGCACCACCAGCAGCUGGACGAGCUCCAGGAAGAAAAUGCAACCGACCGCCUGAACCGUUCAAAUUCGUUUGCUCAGUCGGUUGAGCAGGUUGUUCUCGAAUACGAGAAGACUAUCCAGACGCUCGAGCAGUCCCUGUCGAAGACACGAACCACCUUGUCGAACACGGAGACAAAUCUUCUCGAGAAAGAAACCAAGUGUGCCUAUGUUGAGACUAUCAACUCACAGUUGCAGUCUCGUAUUCAGAAGCUCAUGGACCGCGAAGCCAGCACCGAAAGCUAUCUCCACGACUUGGAGGCCAAGCUAGAUGGCCACAGCAGCGGUGAAGAGAAGAACUCGGCCAUUAUUGUUGAGUUGCGCAAGGAGAUUUCCCGCAUUCGCGAGAACGAGUCUGCAUCCGAAGAUUACAUUUCAACGCUGGAGGAGCGACUUGCCGAGGCGGAUCAGGACGCUGAGCUUAUGCAGCGGGAAAUCGAGCGCCUUGAGCAAGUUAUCGAGAGACAGCGGAGUCUAGGCAAGCUGGAUGCUUUGCUUCACGAGCUCGACCAUGUAGACGAGUCUAAAUUGCGCGACUCAGACGAUAGCACCAAGGCGGAAUCCACGGACGGCCACGACCACCAACUGGCCCAGGACAAGGAUCAAGAGAAUGGAGCCGAAGCGGCGACGUCAAAGCUCCCCCCUGUUGUGGAAAAUGACGAGGACGCUGUGAAUGCUGGCGAUUCUGUGCCAAAGGCUUCCGACAAUCAGACCGUCGACGACGUAGCUACAAAGCAGGCCUUUGCACAGUCCAAGUUCGUGGCAGACAAGCUGGAGUUGGUCACCCGGGAGCUCUUCGACCUUCGAACUGAGCACGAGACCACCGUUCAUGACUAUGGCAGACUGCACUCCAAGUACGAAGAGGCGAUGCGGAAGCUGUCAGAACUCCAGGACACUAUUGACGAAGCUCGCUACCCUGAUCGGCUGCGCCAUUCCAUCAUUUCCGUCGACGCAGCGACCGAGACUCGCCCCGAGUCUUUCCAGUCUGUUCAGACGAGCUACGCCAAGGAUGAUAUCCGAUCUUCGGCCCACCGAUCGCUCUCCUCUGAGCUCUCGUCAGUCAUGGACUCGCCCAUCACGGCCGAUACCACGCAUCUCGAUCUGGAGUCCGAAGACGAUACGGCUACUGCUAAGCCCGCAGCGUCGGUUGAGGACCUGACUAGGGAGCUCGUGGAACAUGUUAAGCUGCAUGAGCAAGAUGGACAGAACGAGCUGAAGGAGCCAAUUCAGCUCAAGGAGCAGGUCGAGCAUAAGGAGUUGGCUGAGCCUGUGGAGCUGGUAGAGUCCAAGGAGCACGUUGAGCACAUUGAGCAGGUCCAGGACGCUCAGCAAUUUGAAUUCUUCGUUUCGCAGGACGAUGUCAAAAACCAAGUGCCUGCCGAGCAAAAUGAACAGCUUGCCAUGGAGCUCGACAGACUCAGAGUUCUGGCCGAGGAGAAAGAGAAUGCCGAAAGGGAAUUGACCAUGAAAUACGCCCAGCUGGAACUCAAGCACAACGAGACCUUGGAUAUGGUCGAGGAGCUCAAGACCGAAGUUACCAAAGCCCGGACCGUCGACAACGGCCCCCGCGUGAUCCGCCGAAAGUCGAGCCAGAAUCUUCUUGGCGUGGAUCGUGCUCAGCGAUCAUUCGUCUACUUGAGAAAUCUUGCAGCUGAGAACUUUGAAGGAAAGCCCGAGACAAUGCAGUCAUUUGAACUGAACCUCAACUCGGCCAUGCACGAGCUUCAAUCUCGCAGUGAACGAAUCCAGGAGCUGGAGUCUGACAUUGCUGCGGCCAAGAAGGAGAUGGAGAGCAAGAUGGCCAUCAUCUCGGGCCUGGCGCGUGAGCGCUCUAGCUUGAAAGCCUCGCCCGUUGACAUGUCAAUGGUCGCAACCCUCCGAGGCCAACUUGAGCAGAGCGAGAGACAACUCUACGAUCUUCGCGAGGCCCAUGCCGUGCGUGAGCGAGAGUUGACGAGUGAAGUCGAGGUCCUCCGCAAAUCUGUCGCAUCUACUCCUACCCGAGAGUUCAUGCCGAGUGACGAGGAAGAGGCCGAUGUUCCAUACAAUGAGAGAGUGUCUACGCUGCAGGCAGAGCUGGCUGGGUGGGAGAGCAAGCACCACGCCGCUCUGGUAUCUAUGAGAAGCACCGAGAAGGAGAUGCAGGCCACCAUCCAACAGCUGGAGGCCCAGGUCGAUGCUGCCAACGUUCAGCUGGCCGAAUCCCAGUAUCGAGCCGCUGCCGAAAAGGAUGCUGAUGCUGAAGAGGCCAAGAGGGAAGUCGUCAAGCAGCAAGAGCUCAUUGAGUUCCUACGCGAGGAGAUUGACGAGUACAAGGCUGUUAUCAACAGCAACAACGCCAAGGUAGCAGAGCUCGAGUCUCUCCAUCUUUCCGCUCGAGCGGCCAUGGACGACAUGUCCAAGAUCCACAGCUCUGUAACAGCUGAGACAACCGCCCGCCACCAGGAACUUUCCGCCAAGCUUGAGGAGCUGAUUGCUAGCCACGAAGAUGCCACAAAAGCACACCAGGAGGAGAUGGAGGUGCUCAAGCAGAGCCACGCCCGAGAACUCGCGGAACUGAAGGACCACGAACAGACUAGCUAUGAGAAGCAGGUGGAGGUGCUCAUGACUGAGCACUCAGAGGCUAUUUUCAGGCUGGAAACAGACUUGGCUCAGUCAAGGGAUGAACUGACAAGGGUCGCAACCCAGAUUGCCGCCGUCUUUGGUGCAGAGAUGCCACUCGAGAAGCUGGGCGAGCGGAUUCAGGCUCUCGUCGCCAACCAAAAUGCCGUUGAGUCAGAGCGCAAGAAGAUGGGAGAGCUUACGUCUCAUGUUACGGAGCUAUCAACCAUCAACGACUCACUCGUCCGGGAUCUUGAGGGAGUCAAGACGGCGAUUGCAGGCAUGCUCCCUGGCGGCACAGAAGCCAAGGCUGGUCCUUUGGUAGACCAGCUUGCCGCAGUCAAGGCCAAGGUUGACGAUCUCGAUGGCCGCAACAAGAAGAACUCUCGUCUCAUCGAAGAGCUCGAAGAACAACUGCAGCACAACUUUGAUGAGGUUCAGGUGACCAAUAACCGCCUGAGCUCGCUGCAGUCUGAGCGCAACGCCCAGCUUGACGAGGCGCUGUCCUCUCGAAUCAAGCUUCAAACCGAGCUUGAAACAGUCCGCGAGGAAUAUGCUGCCCUCCAAAUCAAGUACAACGAGUUGGCCAAUGGAGACGUCAAGCGAUCCAACUCCAACUCGACAAUCCGCAAGAGCUCCUCACACAACUCUCUACCAUCGCCACCUCCUUCCGUCCCUCUGCCACCUCUGCCCAACGGUGCGCCCAGCUCUCCUACUUCGACACGCCCCCCAAGCAAGGACAACUUCAACAUUUCUCAAGUCACCGAGGAUCAAGAAGCCCGCAUUCGUGCUAUUGAGAAGCACCUCAGCGCCGAGCGCCAGCUUACUCAGACUCUAGAAGAGGCUCUGGGCGACCUGGAGAAGCAAUCCAAGAAGGUCAAGGCAGACUGCGAUGCUUGGAAGAAGCGUGCUCAAGAGCUCGAAGCCGAGGUUAAGGAGCUUAAGGAGAAGACGGACCAGUCACAGGACAACCGAUACAGCAUGCAAGCGGUAGAGGAGGAGCGAAAGAAGAGACAGGCGGCCGAGGCAGCCCGAAAGCAGCUGGAGGAGAGAAUGCAGGCCAUCAGCAAGAACAAGAAGAAGAAGGGCAGCCUGAACUGCUUUUAG